CUUAUUUUGAAAAAACUAACCGGAUGUUAAUUUAAUUCCCUCUUCUAGCCGUAUUAGCAUUAGCGUUAGCGACACAUUAGUUUUAUUUGUUCGUGAUUUGAUCGGAACUGUAAUAAAUGGGCCGAUAUAAGUGUGCAUACAACUGCGAGUACUCAAGCGAUUCGGAGGUUAAGUUCUUCAAGUUCCCCCUGUGCAGUCCCAGAAAACUUAAAAAAUGGCUCUCGAACAUGAAGUGGGACGACUGGACUCCGACUCGCUUCUCUGUGCUGUGCAGCAAUCAUUUUGAGGAACAAUGCAUCGACAGAACUGGAAAACACGUGACUCUUAGAGAAGAUGCCGUUCCCACCAUAUUUACAUCCUGUGAGAACAUGCAAAGUAAAAAGGCCUUUAGCAACCAAAGAUGUAAGAAAGCCAAGGCUCCUGGUGCUAAAGCUGGAGAGAAAGAGACCGCUCAGUUCCCUCCUCUAACCUCUGAGAACAGAGAACCCGAUCAGACAGGGGAGGAACCCUCGGGAGACCAAGACCAGCAGAAGACAGAGAAAUGGAGAAUCAUCGUUGAUGAGAGGCUGAUGAAGAUCCAGUCGUUUCCUCACUUCUUUCAUGGAGAUUACUGCACACCACAUCAGACUAUUCAGUGGGCUCCAGAUGACGAUUUUAGUGUUUCGCAGACAGACUGUGAAGAUGCUGAACAUACUAUAGAGGUGAAAGAGCCAUGGCAGUGGCUGGGCUUGGACAUCAGAGGACCAAUGCCGCAGACGCUGAACGGACACAAGUACAUAUUAACUGUGACUGAUUACUACUCCAAAUGGGUGGAGGCUUCGCCGAUGCCAUCGUGCCUCCCUCCUUGUGUGGCGAAGAACAUCUCAGACAUUAUUGCUCAUUUUGGAUACCCUCUCAGAAUUCUCUCCAGGUUGCCCCCUGACGUCGUGCACCAGAUCAACCUUCAGCUGAAAGAUCAGCUGAAGGUUGCUGCUGCUCUUCUGGUGCAUCAUCAGCAAACGGGCACGGCCGAUCUGAUCACGCCUCAGCUGAUCGACAGGAUGGUAAGUGAUCUAACGGAGGAGCAUCCAGCUGACUGGGAUGUUUACCUGCCUGCAAAAGUCUUCAGUCUUUGUUUCGAGGAGCAUUCAGCGACUAAGGAGAGGCCUUUUUCAGUGCUGUGUGUUAACGGACUAGAGCCGGUCCAGUCCCCCAGAGGAGUUGAUUUUACAAACGCCAAGAUCCAAGAAAGUGCUUUUGUGAUUAGAUAGAUUCAUUUGGUUAUUUCAAUCAGAGACCAAACUGGAUUCAUGACCAAACCAGUGAGGAGUAUUUUCCUGGUGUGUUGCAUUAUGGACCGAAUGGGAAAGUCAUAUUCUGGAUGAUUUUAUCAGGAUGACUUGGUUCAGUGGACAGAAACUACCGAUAAAACUCCAAAUGUCUGCUUCCAUGUGUUUAGGUUUCUUCACACUCUUUAAGAAAUAUUUAUUAAAGCGAGGAUGAUAUUCAGCC
Messenger RNA from Nothobranchius furzeri (turquoise killifish), 1491 nucleotides. RefSeq lists its product as uncharacterized. The record is from RefSeq and is a predicted model, not a curated record. Gene Ontology annotation, molecular function: nucleic acid binding. Gene Ontology annotation, biological process: DNA integration. NCBI's taxonomy places the organism in Eukaryota, Metazoa, Chordata, Actinopteri, Cyprinodontiformes, Nothobranchiidae.